Molecule: messenger RNA, 731 nt
Organism: Triticum aestivum (bread wheat)
Lineage: Eukaryota; Viridiplantae; Streptophyta; Magnoliopsida; Poales; Poaceae
Source: RefSeq, a predicted model, not a curated record
UCAGCUCAAGGAAGGGAGAGAAACUUAAGGAUCAGAAACCUUCCAUAUGUACUCUCUGUGAUCCAGAAUGUCAACCAGGACUCAUGGAUAGAUUAUUAUUAGAGCGGAAGUCUUUAUGUUCUGGGCGGCCGAGUUAUCCUUAUUUUGGCGUUCCUACAAAAAAGGAGCUGAGGUCCAAUGGUUAUCCCCUCCCAGUUUGGCAGAAUGUGGGCAUGCGUUUGCUUAACAAUUUUGAAGAGAAAUUUAGUGAAGAUAUCUGGAGUAAACUCGAAAGAAACGUUGCUUCAAAUAUGUCUCAAAGUGUUGUUGCAUUGGCUUCAUUCAGUGGAAAAACAAGGUGUUUUGCUUGCACUGGUGUAUUCAUAGACUGCAAUGGGUCCACCACAAGAGUUCUGACCUCCGCAAGUUUGGUUAGAACUUCUGACAAUGAAAACAAGGUUGCUGAUAACCUUAAGAUUGUAGUGUGCCUUCCAGAUAAUCGUCAUACCAGAGGGACAUUGCAACAUUACAGUCUACAUUAUAACAUUGCCGUAGUCUACAUCAAGAAUUUCUGCUGUACUCAGACAGCACAAAUCGAUAACCAGAUGCUAAUUAAACCUCAAAAGGAGGUAGUAGCUAUAGGGCGCGUCUACCAAUCAGGCAAAUUAAUGGCCACAAGUGGGAUCGUGAUUGACAAACCAAGUAAGCUUGGCUGCAAAGAGCUUAAGAUUUCCACCUGUAAAAUCACCAAG